Molecule: messenger RNA, 660 nt
Organism: Cylindrotheca closterium
Lineage: Eukaryota; Bacillariophyta; Bacillariophyceae; Bacillariales; Bacillariaceae
Source: the annotation of a GenBank genome assembly
AUGACACCCACGCAAGUUAUCGCACUUAAUAACUGUGCUGUUGCUCUCAUAAAGCAACAGCACUACCGUGACGCUAUCGUCGCUGCCGCGUCCGCUUUGAAGCAGUAUCGCGAGUUCCAAAGAGCCCACCACCAAACUGAAGAAGUACAACAACAACGAGCCACCACAACGAAUUGUCAUGAGGGUGAUAGUAUCGACCAAUACAUGAUGCAAAGCGAUAUCAGCGAGCCUUCUUUCAAUGCUUCCACAGGAGAAUUCGUCUAUCAGAGAGGCAUUUUUAUUCCGCCUAAUGCCUACGAGACGAUCAACAUCGCAGCAAUCCUCAUCUUCAAUUCUGCUUUGUCACACCAACUUUUGGCAAGACAGCACCCGAAAACCCCCGUACCUCAAAGCAUCCUUCUCAAAGCACAGCGACUUUAUCAGCUUGCUUAUGAUCUACAAGACAACGAAGACAAUAUUCUCUUCAAGUUUGCUGUCAUCAACAAUACUGCGGUUAUUUACAGGGCUGUCGGCAAUCAUACAAUGUCGAAAGAAUGCCUUGACUUUCUUGUAUCUUUGCUGAUGAUGUUUGUCGAUCGCGGGUGCAGUGUGCAACUUCAGCACGUGCGAGGCUUCCUCGCCAAUCUGGAUUCAAAUACGCAAUCAGCGCCCGCUGCAUGA